AUGCCUGAUGGUGCUGACCUUACGGGGGUUAACUUGAGUCGGAAUUCUCAUAUUCCUGCUUGUACCGAAUGUCGAGCUCGCAAAGCGAAGUGCACCAAAACUCGACCGUCGUGUGCACACUGUAGAGCUCUUAACAAGCGCUGUGUGUAUCCAGAAAAGGUGAAGAGGUCGCCUUUGACUCGGCAAUUGGAAGUGCUGGAAGCGGCCCUGGGGAAGCUGUUUCCAGGCGGUGACACGGAGACCAUAAUCCGUUCUUUGCUGAGUGACUCGCCGGAUCUCGAUGUUCCUUCACAGCCGAGCACAGAACCGGACUCAGUUUCCGAUAUACCCGUCGGCUUGACAAUUCAAAAUGAUCUAUCUCUAGUUUCCCAGCAGAAAGAUCCGAUAACCGACAAUUCAAUCGACGAUUUGACCGAUGCUGAGAUGAAAGAAUCUCAGGGCUCCUUGGAUGUUUAUAGUUUGAACCUACAGCCGAGUGACCUCCUGCCUUCGAUGACAGACGUUGAUGAGACCAGAUUGAUUCGAGCGUAUUUUGAGGAUUACCAUACCAUCUUCCCCUUUGUUCAUGAAACAACAUUCAUGAAACAAUAUGAAACCGGAAGCCUUGUCUCCCAAGACGGCGAUUGGGCGAUCCUGUGUGAUAUGGUACUGGCAGUGGGAUCAUGGUGCCUCCAGGACAAUGGUGACUUAAGCUACGGUCACAUCUUCUCUGAGCGAGCAAAGAAGAGGUUGGACCAGUUAUCUAUUCUUGGCCAACCUUCCAUUAGCCUAGUCCAGGCGCUAUUGCUAAUGAGUCACUACCACGAAAAGUAUGGCCAGCCAAAAGAUAGCUGGACCUUUCUCGGCCUUGCAACUCGGAUGUCCAUCAGCUUGGGGCUCCACGAGGAGUUAACAUAUUCUCGUGAUGAUAUCUCCCCCUUGGUUAAAGAGAUUUGGCGACGGGUUUGGUGGAGCGUGUAUUGUUUUGAUAGUUGCUCAUCAAAGAUCCAUGGUUUACCCCUUCUGCUGCCGGAAGACAAACUGGUUACCGUCAAACCGGUAUCGAAUAUAGCCGAUGAAGACCUGACGGAGAUAAGCCGGCUCCAUCCGAACGAGCGGGAUAAUUGGACAAUAUAUACCGGGUUGAUUUUGCAAUCUAGCUAUCACCGGAUGGCAAACAGUAUUAACCACCAGAUGCUCUCUACCGAUCAAAUAACCGUCCUCGAUUUGCACAAAUACGAACAAAUGAUUAACGAUUGGCAUAACAACCUCACACUCUGUACGCAACAUACUAUGGUGGAUGAACUACCCGUCUGGGCUCGGUACGCACGCGAUCGGCAGAUGCUCUGUGAUCGGAGCCUCCGACUUCUCAUUCAUCGCCCAGCGCUUCUGGACUGGCUUAGAAGGAAGAAGAUAUCUCGGGGCCAGGCUAUCCGAGGGGAGGAACCAAGUGAGCGACAAUGCCGUACUAGUGGUCUAAACCUGGCCCGUGGUACCAUAAAGCUUACUUCACGCCUGAUUCAAGAGCAUCAGUAUUCCAAUGUUACGCUGCCUUUUAUCCUUUAUGCCCUCUUGCACGCCGUCCUCGUCCCUAUUAUCCAUUUGAAGGCCGAUCAGUCUGUUCCUGAGUCUAUCACAUGGCUUCAAGACAUUGAGGAGGCUAAGCAAACGCUGUCCUGCGUUUCUGUUCAGCACGACGCCCUGGCGACUCAUUUUCUUGUCAUUCUCAACCGGAUCACUCCGUCCUCUUUUACAGUCACUGACGAGAACGAGAACCGCAACGCCGAGCCGCUGCAGCCCAGUGAGCUCCAGCCUGCGCCGACGGGUAUAUUUGGUAAUAGUGAGCUCAGACUGUUGGAGCCUACCAUCGCGCGGCCUACUUCCCCCUUGGCCUUUUCGGAGUGGAUUCAUGGUUUACCAUAG
Aspergillus bombycis is the source of this 1902-nucleotide messenger RNA. RefSeq lists its product as uncharacterized. The coding region runs from base 1 to 1902 and encodes 633 amino acids. Gene Ontology annotation, cellular component: nucleus. Gene Ontology annotation, molecular function: zinc ion binding; DNA-binding transcription factor activity, RNA polymerase II-specific; RNA polymerase II cis-regulatory region sequence-specific DNA binding. The transcript has 7 exons. Gene Ontology annotation, biological process: positive regulation of transcription from RNA polymerase II promoter by galactose; DNA-templated transcription. The record is from RefSeq and is a predicted model, not a curated record. Lineage: Eukaryota; Fungi; Ascomycota; Eurotiomycetes; Eurotiales; Aspergillaceae.